Strongylus vulgaris is the source of this 408-nucleotide messenger RNA. Lineage: Eukaryota; Metazoa; Nematoda; Chromadorea; Rhabditida; Strongylidae. The record is from the annotation of a GenBank genome assembly.
AUGUGGUAUUUUCAGGAGAGCAGUUGGACUCCAAAGCUUAGCCGUAACAUCACCGACUUGCCAUUUAAAUGUGAUGCGUAUGACCAUCUGGCGAUGCGAAUGAAUACUGAUUUGAAAUAUAUUCCACCGCUUGCUGGCAACUUGCAGUACGGGGCUUUUCCUCUGAACAAGAUACCGGCUAGAGCUAUCUCUGAAACUGGUGGGAGAGAUAUAGCCGAUGAGAACGGUGAAACAUUGUAUGACCAACCUCCUCUUAUUUUUGUGAAGGUGCGAUUGUCGAAGAGCAUACAUACUACAAUCCGCUGCUAUGUUGCUAACAAAACUCCAGAUGUAACUAUAUCAAAUCUUGCCGAAAUGCCAGGAAAUCGUGUUGUUCAAUUUGAUAUUUUGUAUCCAUACGUAGAAUAA